AUGGCACUGUCCUUCUCCACUAAGAAUACAACCCCCCAGAAAUACCGCGACUUCAUAGAAUCUCUGCGACAGCGACUCACAGCCGGACGAUCUAAUUCACACGGUAUACCGGUGCUACCUAGAAGAGAAGAUGUGCCAGACGCACAGCGCUUUCUUCUUGUUGAUCUCACAAACUCUGGAAACAAUACCAUCAAGCUCGCAAUCGAUGUGGUGAACGCUUACGUGGUGGGUUAUGCUGCAGGUGGCCGAUCCUACUUUCUUAAAGAAAAUGCUCGUGAGAAUCCGCCUCCAAUCCACACCUUGUUCAGCGACACCACUCGGAUGCCUCCUCUAGACUUCGACGGCAGCUACACCGGUCUUUCGCGAGCUGCGCAAGAAGCAGUGAAACGGAAUAUAGCACGUGAUCGUGCUCGUAACCCAGCAGUGGCAGAUCUGCAUCCAGAUACAUCUAUUCUUGAGCGGAUACCUCUGGGACGCAAUGAACUAGAUGACGCCAUCAACCUGUUGCGCUUGGCACCAUCCCAGUCCGACCAAGCUGUAGGGUUUAUAGUGGUAAUUCAGAUGAUCUGCGAAGCGGCAAGGUUUCGGUUCAUUGAGGGUCUAAUCCGCAAUAGCAUGAAGGAUGUCUACGAUCCCAUUAUACCAGGCCUUGCAAUUCGGAGCCUGGAAACCCAUUGGUCUGAUCUCUCUGAAGAGAUCCAGAGGGUUCCGGCCAAUCAAACACCAUUCCAGAAGGCUGUUGUGCUCCAUAAUAUCAAAAAUGAACGCGUUGAAGUACGCAGUGUUGACUCAGACGUUGUUCGGGGUGUCGCUAUGCUGCUCUACGAUCGAAACCAAAAUGCCAAUCCUGGACCUUCAACGAAAAAGCCUCUGUUAAAGAAUCUAAAGCCUCACAUCGGAAAACCCAAAAAAUAA
This is a messenger RNA of Prunus persica (peach), 915 nucleotides long. RefSeq names its product ribosome-inactivating protein alpha-trichosanthin-like. NCBI's taxonomy places the organism in Eukaryota, Viridiplantae, Streptophyta, Magnoliopsida, Rosales, Rosaceae. Bases 1 to 915 code for a protein of 304 amino acids. The record is from RefSeq and is a predicted model, not a curated record. Gene Ontology annotation, biological process: negative regulation of translation. The transcript has a single exon. Gene Ontology annotation, molecular function: rRNA N-glycosylase activity.